GACCCCUCAUUCUUCUCCACGGACUGGACGCUAGGGAAGCAACAAGCUUGAUUGAAUCACAUAGCCUAUGCUACAAUAACGAGACGGCUAUUUGUCCGUUUUCCCUCAGAAGCAAGCCGUGCAUUUGGUGAGUGAGAGCUGUGGAGGGGAGAUGACGGCCGUGUACAAAGACGACCAGGGUGACUGGAUGACCGUCUGCCUCAAGUACCUCCUCUUCGUCUUUAAUGUCCUCUUCUGGGUUGGUGGAGCGGCGGUGAUGGGCGUGGGCAUCUGGACCCUGAUAGACAAGAGUGAUUACCUGAGCCUGCUGGCCUCCAGCACCUUCGCCGUGUCCGCCUACAUCCUCAUCCUGGCCGGGGCCCUCGUCAUGGUCACGGGCUUCCUGGGCUGCUGCGCCGUCAUCAGGGAGCAGAGGAGCUGCCUGUCCACGUAUUUCUGCUGUCUGUUAUUGAUCUUUCUCAUAGAGCUGGUGGCAGGAGUCCUGGCCUACGUGUAUUACCAGAGGCUCAGUGAGGAGCUGAAGCAGCACCUGAAUGAGACCAUGACAGAGAACUACGCCCAGCCAGGGAAAGAGGCCAUCACCCUGGCCGUGGACAGACUACAGCAGGAUUUCAAGUGCUGUGGCAGCAACAACUCAUUUGAUUGGCUGCAUAGUGUGUACAUGACCUCGGCUGUGUCGGAGGGCAGGGUGGUCCCGGACAGCUGCUGUAAGACCAUCACCUCCCUCUGUGGCCGCAGAGACCACCCCUCCAACAUCUACAAGACUGAGGGUGGCUGCAUCACCAAGCUGGAGCAGUUCCUGGCUGACCACCUGCUGAUCAUCGGAGCUGUGGGGAUAGGAGUAGCCUGUCUACAGCUGGCCGGGGCCAUGUUGACGGCCUGCUUUAUCUAUCUGCUGUAUAAAGAAGAGGAGGAGGACUUCUCUGCCGUGUGAUUGGCUAAGCCUCUGUCUGGUCACACUCAGUGGGGACGGGACAAGAUCUGUGGGAUGGUGUUCACAUGCUGCUUACACAGAAGGAUUAAGUUGGAUCCUUACUGAACCCUACCGUCAAGCCCCCCCAACACCAUCCUGCCUUAUGGGCCAGGGAGCAACGAUGCCUGCUGAACACUCACCCUUGACCUCUAACCCCUCCUAACCUCUGAACCUUAUGAUCCAACCCUGCCUGGACCUUCCUGGAUCCUUCUGCACCUCUCCUUUAGCAUGGAUGCAUGCACAGCUCCCCCCCCUCUCUCAAAGACAAGGCCAAUGAAGAAGAGAUGAUUUGGUAUUAUGGUAUUGUUCUUUUCUGUAGUAAACCUACUGCUGUUUAUUUAAGGUAGUUUUUACUGUAUGUUGUCAAUACAGUCAAAUCCUUACUGUAGAUUUCACAACAUUCCACACAACUGGAAGGCAACCCGAAGUGGUUGUGACUGAGAAUCAAGUGUACUGUACACACUCUCAUGGUGUUGCUGCUUACGAAGGGUUAUUCAGUUAGUGCUAUAUCCAGUGUGUCACGGAUGUGGCCCACAACGUGCCUCUGUCAUUGUUUUAUCAUGUAUUCUUUGAUAGCAAUGUUACACCAAUUGAAUGGUUCACCACAAAGGGAAUCCCAUGGUCAUCGAUGUUUGAUCUACGUCACAAAGAAAACAAUCAUGAGUUGAUUGAUAUCCACAGAAUAAUCAAGCAGAUUUGGGGAAAACCUGUACUUGAUAUGAAUGAAAAUAGCACUAAACGCUGCUAAUAGUAACUGUAACGGUUUUCUAGGUGUGGUGAAGGAGAGUCGGACCAAAACGCAGCGUGUAGAUUGCGAUCCAUGUUUAAUGAACAAAAAAAACGUAACACGAAUCUAAAACACAAACACUACAAAACAA
Messenger RNA from Oncorhynchus gorbuscha (pink salmon), 1851 nucleotides. Its product is annotated as tetraspanin-11-like. Bases 152 to 934 code for a protein of 260 amino acids. The transcript has 9 exons. NCBI's taxonomy places the organism in Eukaryota, Metazoa, Chordata, Actinopteri, Salmoniformes, Salmonidae. Gene Ontology annotation, cellular component: membrane. The record is from RefSeq and is a predicted model, not a curated record.